Messenger RNA from Fraxinus pennsylvanica, 789 nucleotides. NCBI's taxonomy places the organism in Eukaryota, Viridiplantae, Streptophyta, Magnoliopsida, Lamiales, Oleaceae. The record is from the annotation of a GenBank genome assembly.
AUGAUUCUAAAAGGAUGUUCUGCGCCAUAUUCUGGUGCAAUUCCUAAGUCUUAUAACUACAAGUCUUCAGCUUUUGGCAUUCGUCAGUACUCAUGCAAUACAAGUUCAUGGAAACCUCUUCAGAAUAUAAAAGUCUGUUCAUUAUUAGAAACCAAGCGUUACCGUCUUUCUACUACAUCAACGUCUCCCUUUAAUCAGGAAAAAGGUCUCUCAUCACAUGCCAUACCCAAAUUAUCCAAGCAUCCGAGGUUUCUUCUCUCUCCACGAGCAACUAGGGAUGAUAUUCCUUAUAGCUUCCGAUACCCUCAAACGACCAAGAAACCAAGAUGGUGGUGGAGAAUUUUAUCAUGCCUCCCAUACCUAAUGCCUCUACACUUUACAGUGAUACAUGCAGAAACAGCAUACAAUCUGCACCCUUUCUUAGAGUAUUUCGAACUUUUGACCGUCCCAUUUUGGCAAAGUUUCUUUCGGUUGCCAACAUGGUUUACGAUGGCUUACUUCCUUAUAGCUUUUACUGCUAUAGUGAGAAGAAAGGAAUGGCCUCAUUUCUUUAGAUUCCAUGUGGUUAUGGGCAUGUUACUGGAGAUUGCUAUGCAGGUCAUUGGAACUGUAAAUAGUUGGAUGCCACUAGCUUUAUAUUGGGGGAAGAUUGGAAUGCAUUUUUGGGUUGCUACUGCAUUUGCCUAUUUAUUCACUGUUUUGGAGUGCAUAAGGUGUGCCCUGGCUGGGAUGUAUGCUGAUGUCCCAUUUUUGUGCGACGCUGCAUAUAUUCAGAUUCCGUACAAUUAG